This is a messenger RNA of Blastomyces dermatitidis ER-3, 4332 nucleotides long. Its product is annotated as ADAM protease ADM-B. Gene Ontology annotation, molecular function: metalloendopeptidase activity. Lineage: Eukaryota; Fungi; Ascomycota; Eurotiomycetes; Onygenales; Ajellomycetaceae. The transcript is spliced from 4 exons. The coding region runs from base 1238 to 3685 and encodes 815 amino acids. Gene Ontology annotation, biological process: proteolysis. The record is from RefSeq and is a predicted model, not a curated record.
AUUUUAUUUAGCACGUGAUCGAAAGUGGACCGCAAGUCUGGGCCUCCGCGUUUCAGCCUCACCUCACCGGUUUGGUUUUCAAUUUUCAACAGGCCCAACGUCCGUCGCUCUCUUUUUCUCUCCAUCUUCCUCCUCUCGUUCUGUUCUCUCUACCUGAGGACUGCGUCCUAUUUCUCCGUCCUCGCUCGUUCUCUCUGAAUGCCAAAAGUCUCCCUCUCUUCCAGGAUUCCAAACACAAUUGCCCCGCCUCUUCUUUUCUCCAUUAUCGCCGCUUCCGCCAAGGCAUCCAUCCAUUAACUACAUUACGUAGCCCUCCUACAAGACACGCUCCACGGGCUGCGCCACACUCGGGCAACCAGAGACUUUCAACGCAAGCUCUCUAGUUCAUCGGAUCUUGAUCAGCAAGUUUUUGCGGCAAAAUCGAAAACCCGGAACAAGCCCCAUGUGAUUCCGCACCUUGACAGAAAGAGACCGAUCGAUCCUGCUCCCGGGUUCGCCGAGACCUGUCGGACGCGAAGUCCUUUUCCCUCUUUUUUAUUUACUCUGUAGAAGGGAACAAAAAUACAAUAAGAAUCGAUAACAAGGGCAAGCAACUUGCACGACACAGUUUUGUUCUGGGAACAUAGAACUCAUAAUCACACAUUAUAGACAGUUUUACACAGUCGCGCGGGACUCCCGGAUGCUGGAUUUUUUAUGACAACAUAGAAAUAAUAUUAUUACAUCCAUAAGCUCGCUUUGAGACAAGAAUAAAUCGAUCUAGUCAAGGCCUUGGAUUCGGUACUCCCUCCUCAGCCUGCGCGUUUGCAAGGAUAACGUUACACCCCGUUAAACCACCAGUCAUCAUUGGUCCCACCUCAGCACUUUUGGCUUUUCUCUACAGCGCUACUUUCUGCGAUUUUCGUGGCUGCCCCACUGGGCAGGCGGCGCCUGUGGCUGCUCUCCUUGGCCCCCUCUGACCGCAUCUCUUGAAUAUCUGUAUUCCGCCUCUUUUCUCCUGUUGACAUCGAACUUGUUCAGCCCUGGGAAAACAAAUAUUCACAUCCCGUUAUCAUUUUCAUUUCACCUUUUUUCGGGGCUUCAGUUUUUGUCCUCUUGGCGGGCUUUGCCAUAUUUAUCUCGUAUUUUCUUUGCUGUUCUCGAUCCAAAGGGUGCUGAGAGGAACGCUUUUAUUGAUCGACAAGUCGUUCUGACCAUCUUUGGCACGGCCUUUGAGUCGUAGCGCCCGAUUCCUCUCGAUAUGCGAUUUUUCGGUGGACUGGUUCCAUUGUUAACCAGUGUCCUAGCAAUUCUUGUUUCUAAUGUUGAUGCACGCUCCGAAAAACGAGAUCACAUCGCCUAUAUUUCCUUAGUCGAACAACCUGUUAUCCAUACCCCAUCCCAUCGAGUAAAUGCACUGUCACAUUUUGAUAUUACUUUCGAACUCCAUAAGAGACAACAGCGGUUAAAGCUUAGCUUGGAACCUAAUCAUGAUAUACUUCCCGACGGCGCACAGGUGCAUUUCGUUGACCAAGCUGGAAAUGUUGAGAGAUCAGAAUUCAUAAAGCGACGAGAUCACAAGGUAUUCAGAGGCUGGUCCUGGAUUCAAGUUGGAGAUGGAAACUGGGAGCGGGUGGGUUGGGCCCGUGUGACUAUCAAACAAGAUGGACCCAACCCUCUUUUUGAAGGGGCGUUUACGGUCAAUCACGACCACCAUAAUAUUCUACUGAGAUCAAGUUAUACCCAAUCAAAACACGUGCUCGACAAGAAUGUGGACGACACUACCGCGGAAUAUAUGAUAGUCUUCCGGGACUCUGAUAUGGGCCAUCUAAUGGAAGAUGAUGAUGUUACUAAACGAUCUUCGGUCGAAGUUCGUUCCUGUCAAGCUGAUGAUCUACCGUUUAACUCGAACCCUGAGCACCCCAUUUUCCGCGGAGCUGCCGAGCAGGACACCAGCCCCUGGAGUCCCAUGUCAUUGGACUAUAUCUUCGGCUUGAAUCGACGACAAUUCGACGUGCCAGGAGAAGGUGGGAAUGCUGGCGGGGUGAAUUUGGUAUCAAGUAUUGGAAGCACUGCAGGCUGUCCAUCCACAAGGAAGGUUGCUUUGAUUGGGGUGGCGGCUGAUUGUUCUUACAUUCAGUCCUUCGAUUCACAGAACCAGGAAGCGAGAGAAAACAUUAUAACUGUCGUCAAUUCUGCAUCCCAACUCUAUGAGGACACCUUCAACAUCUCCCUCGGCCUGAAAAAUCUGACUGUUGUCCCAGCAGAGUGUCCUGCCACUCCUCCAGCUACAUCCGCAUGGAAUGCCGCCUGCGGUGAUGGCAGCAAUGGUCAUACCCUUAGUCAACGGCUCAACCUGUUCUCGGCUUGGCGUGGGCGGCAACACGACGACCUUGCCUUUUGGACCCUUAUGACCAACUGUAGGACUAGCGCCGAAGUUGGGCUUGCUUGGCUCGGGCAGUUGUGCAACAGUGAAGUCCGUGGUAAUCCGGAUCCGGGUAACAGCUCGUCGCAAGUUGUAACAGGAGCUAAUGUGGUCGCCCGCACAACAAACGAGUGGCAAGUAUUCGCUCAUGAAGUUGGACACACUUUUGGAGCUGUCCAUGAUUGCGAUGCGUCUCUAUGCGCGCAGUCGCAAUCACUUACUUCUCAAUGCUGCCCUUUGUCCCGAAAUUCCUGUGACGCAAAUGAAAGAUUCAUCAUGAAUCCCACCUCCCGCCGGGGUAUCACGCAAUUCUCAUCUUGUACCGUCGGAAAUAUUUGCUCGAGCAUGGGGCGAAAUAGCGUGCGGUCAGAUUGUCUCGUGAAUAACCGUGGCGUGGUGACAAUCUCGGGAAGCCAGUGCGGCAAUGGGAUCGUGGAAGAAGGUGAGGACUGUGAUUGCGGUGGAGAAGCUUCAUGCAAAGACAACCCUUGCUGUGAUGCCCAAACAUGCAAAUUCAAAGACGGUGCGGUCUGUGACGAUUCAAACGAGGACUGUUGCAAUAAUUGCCAGUUCCAAUCCAGUGACACUGUUUGCCGGCCUAGCACUGGCCCUUGUGAUCCGGAGGAAAAGUGUACCGGCAAUUCGGGGAAUUGCCCUGCAGAUGAAAGCGCGCCUAAUGGCAAGGAUUGUGGGAAUGGUCUUGCCUGUGCUAGCGGACAAUGCACGAGCAGAGAUCAUCAAUGCCGAACCUUGAUGGGUAGUCUUCUCGACGGGAACGACACAUUUGCCUGCGACGACCAGACAUGUAUCUUAGCGUGUUCUUCUCCAUCACUUCCCCGUAACACCUGCUCAUCACUCAGGCAGAACUUCCUUGACGGAACGCCCUGUGCCUCUGGUGGACGGUGUAAAAACGGUGUCUGCGAGGGUUCUACGUUCAGGUCUUGGAUCGAUAACAAUAGGACCCUCGUUAUCGGUCUUGCAGCCGGCCUUGGCGGCCUGAUCCUCCUCUCCAUAUUCAGCUGCAUAAUAGGACGAUGUCGACGACCUCGACACCGGAAGGCUAUGGCCCCGAUGACCCAGGGCGCUGUGUUUUCUCCGCCGCCACGAGGGAUCCCAGGAUUCAGGCAGCCCAAACCGGUAGAUCCUUUCAUGCCAUACCCCCCACAAAGAGGCCCGGGCCCGGGGGGUCCAGGUGUUCCCCCUAUCGAACCACCGUUUCCACCACCAGCAUACGGAAGCACAGCAGCGGCCCGUGGAAGGAUGCCGUCAGUUCGAUAUGCAUAACGGCCACUAGAUUUUUGUUUAAAUUUCUGUAUUAGCCUAAUUUCUUUGCGGGGUGUAUGGCGUUUUCCCCACUUGUUCAUUUGUACCGGUGUCGCCCUUGCAUUUCCUGAUGUUCUUAUCAUGUUCAAUUUUUUUUUUCUUUUUUUUUUCCUUUUCUCACAAUCCGGCAAAUGCAUAUUUUUGCUUUUCUCACAUUUUUGUAAUUUUGUUAGUUUGUCCUUUCUGGCGGCUGCUGCAACUUACCAUUUACGUCCUGUCUGCUAUUUCACCACUCAUAUAGGUACAUACACACCCACAUCCCUGACUUGCAUAUGGUUUCCAUCUUUUUGCCCCUUUCUUUUGCCAAACCCCGUUUUAUGUUCCCACGGGCGGUUGGUAUGAAUAUUGAUUCAGUCUCACAUAUAUAUCAUUGUAAUGUACACAUAUAUUGAUUCAGAGUUAUACAUUGAAUGAUUCCAGUUUUUUUUUUUUUUUUUUCGUUGCUAUUUUUGUUUGUUUUCCAGGUCCUCAGUCUUCUUUUUUUCUUCUUUUUUUCUUUUUCUUUUUCUUUUCUUUUUCUUUUUCUUUUCUUUUCUGGAAAUCAUUGGCUUUGAUUUUGGGACCAAUACCCAUUGUUGGGGUUUUUGUACGGAGUAUUGUGAAUCCAG